AUGAGCCAAAUCGACCCUACUUCGGUCAACAAGAUAGCUGAGAAGAGGCCAGUGAUUCUUUUUGAUAACGCCGGCGUUGGGCGAUCUGGGGGGCAGGUACCUACAUCAUACUCAGGUUGGGCGGAUUACUGUGCAGAACUCAUCACACAGCUCGGAUUUGGUCAAGUCGACGUCUUAGCCUUUUCGAUGGGAGGAUGCGCAGCCCAGAUGCUGGCUUUGAAUAACCCGACCUUGGUUCGUCGUCUCAUCCUCAUUGGAUCUCUACCAAGCAUCGGGCCGGGAGUCAUUCUCCCGCCUCCCGAGCCCUUUCAGGAAAUUCGCAAGGCGCAUGAUCGUGAAUCACAAGAGGCUGCCAUGCUGAACUUUUGCUUCCACUCUUCGGAGGGCAGCCAAGCAGCAGGCAGAGCAACGUUCCGGAGGAUGCUUGAGGCACGAGAUGAUUGGUCUGAUCUGAUUGAUAUCGAUGGCACUCAACGUCAAAUUCAGGCGUUUGCCAAGUUUAUGAACCCGGAAUUGGCAUCGGAAGGCUCCUACAAACGAUUCAACGAACUCAGGAUCCCGAUUUUGAUAAUCAGAGGAUUUCACGAUUUUGUGUUUGAGAGGCAAACAUGCCAAGCUAUGGCGAAGCAAAUGUGCAACGCUGCCGUCAGCGUUUAUGAAUUUCCAGGUGCAGGCCACGCUCCUCAUUGGCAAUACCCCGAAGAGUUUGCCGAACUCGUCGACUGCUUUCUAUGUGCUACAGAUACCACAAAGAUCCCAGAGCUGCCCGUCCAUUGGGUACGCUGGAUCAAUGGCACAGAUUUGAUUAGUAAAAUUUGA
Colletotrichum orchidophilum is the source of this 819-nucleotide messenger RNA. RefSeq lists its product as uncharacterized. The record is from RefSeq and is a predicted model, not a curated record. Lineage: Eukaryota; Fungi; Ascomycota; Sordariomycetes; Glomerellales; Glomerellaceae. The transcript has 2 exons. The coding region runs from base 1 to 819 and encodes 272 amino acids.